AUGAGUACAGCAUCAAGCAUACAACCAAGAAGAGUUGUUUCACCGUAUUGUUACGUAGAAGAAGAGGUUGUGGUAGACUUCAAUUUUUGUCAACCUUCUGAAGAAUGGCCUUGCGUUGAGGACAGGAACGAGUACUAUGGACAAGCAGGUGAAGCAUUACAUUUGGACUUGUUAUACGAACCAGAACUAGUAUCAGAGGAUCCAGUCAUUUCUUUCGAAACAGCACUUUGGUUCUGGAUGACACCACAAGAACCCAAUAAGCCUUCUUCACAUGAAGUGAUCACCGGGCAAUGGACACUAUCUUUUGCAGAUAUAAGUGCUCAAAGAUUUUCAGGAUAUGGUGUUAUCACAAACAUAUUUAAUGGUGCAGCUGAAUGUGGUAAUCCCUUUAGACCAGAUCCAAGACAAGAAAGUCGAAUUAACUACUACAGAAGAUACUGUGAUCUUUUUGGUGUUAGCUAUGGAAACAACCUUGAUUGCUAUCAACAACGUCCUUUUGAGUGGGGUUUGCAGAAGUUGUCCCAAACAUCAUUGGCUUCGAGCUAG
Amaranthus tricolor (Joseph's coat) is the source of this 546-nucleotide messenger RNA. RefSeq names its product chitinase 9-like. The coding region runs from base 1 to 546 and encodes 181 amino acids. Gene Ontology annotation, molecular function: chitinase activity. The transcript is spliced from 3 exons. Gene Ontology annotation, biological process: chitin catabolic process; defense response to fungus; cell wall macromolecule catabolic process. The record is from RefSeq and is a predicted model, not a curated record. Lineage: Eukaryota; Viridiplantae; Streptophyta; Magnoliopsida; Caryophyllales; Amaranthaceae.